This is a messenger RNA of Spirometra erinaceieuropaei, 6587 nucleotides long. The record is from the annotation of a GenBank genome assembly. Lineage: Eukaryota; Metazoa; Platyhelminthes; Cestoda; Diphyllobothriidea; Diphyllobothriidae.
AUGCUCAACGCCUACUGUCGCUCCCGCACCACCAGCGUACGUAUGUUCAAUGUCCGAUCAGUCUUGUCGGGCACCUACACCUGCGUAGCAGUGGAAGCACGCUCAAACGGCCGGUCUAUUUCCGGACCACUCGCAUCACCAAGAAAGCCACCCCCUCCAUAUGUCCUUAGUGCAAUCGGGCACCCCAACCGCGUCUCGCCCUCGUCAGAUACCGCCAUCACGCCGUCAGUUAAGUAGAAAAAGAACAGCCUGCAGCGACCCUGCUAUACCCACAUUUUGACCACACUUUAUAGACACUCAGUGACUUGGUCGGAAAACUGCGCACUCGCCGUCGGACUAGUGGGGGAUCACACCACCAGUCACCAAGCUCCCUACACUGUCCAGCCUCUUCGCACGCAUUCAAGCGCCACAAUGGCCAUUUAGGAUGAAUAACAACUAAGGCACCACAAAUCAUUCAAACGAUGACCUCUGUUGCGUAGUUGGACUUUUUCGAUAACGACGGGUAAUCGGUCGAACAUCCAAAGUAUUUUCGGCAUAUGCAAAUAUAUGUCGACCUUAAUGCCAUGGAAACGAUGAAUUCAAAACUCCCCUAUUUUACCCCAUAGCUUUUGGUCUAUAUGAGCGUUCGGUAAUCACACCCAACUUACUCGAACGAGCUUACAUAAUUCUGACGAUAUUUCAAUGUACUUUUUCCUUAUGCUGUAAGGAAGUGAAUUUUCAGUGUCAAAAAUAUACCAAGUUUUCUGCACAAACGAUCUCUCGGGGCGCGCACCGAUAAGGCGUUUAAAUGCCCUAAUUUUGAUUUGCCGCGGCAACCACAAGCUUUGCUCAAAUCCCAACUAAAACACGUUUAAAACCCCACUGCCAGUAAAAAGUGAGCAGAGUCACGAAAGCCAACCUCAUUUCCGCCACAGGUGAUAACUGCCACAAACAAUCGGUCAAAAUGUUUGUUUUCCUUUCAAAAUGAAGAGCAUCCACAUGACACCGGCGGAGUGACAUUGAGGUCACUACCACUGCCGGUGCUACCGCAAAAGUGCAGCCGCUGAGACACAGGAGGGGCCAUGCUGGGGUGGGAGGAGGAGCAGGUGACGAAAUGCAACCAAUCGACGUCAUGUGGGACAAAUCACGUCGUGCGAUCAUGCGUUAGAUUUGUGGAGCAGCUGCUCAGACGAUUUAUGCGCGUCGCCUUUUGAUGACUCAUGUGAUGCACUCGAGCCUUGCUGAGGGCUUGGCAGCACAAAAAGGGGCGCAUGAGCUCACGGAUAGACUUAAGAGGACUCUAAAUUCAGAACGAACCAUGAGUUAUCUUCAUGCGGUGCUUCAUGCGCUGCCUACAAAUAAUUAACUGGGACUGUCGGCCCCAGUCUACAGAUUAUAGUAGCCAUAUUAUCAUUCCUAACUGGAAUUGUGCGACCUAUUUGAAAUGUUAAGAUCGGUCGCCUGAAGGCUUUGAAUGUGAUAUAAACCGCUCAUCAAAGGCCGGUAACAAUCGGGAGAUGGCACCCAAAAAAAUCCGUCUAACCAAAGCAGCCUGUCUUGCGGGAUAGGUGGUAAUAGGGGUUUUAUGGGUGGUGGCUGGUCGGGAUGUACGAUACUAGCCGACGGAACGCCUUAUUUGAACAAAUGAAUGAUCUAAGUUGGCCCGCUCUCCGUUCCGUUAUUACAAAAUGGGUCGCCAAAGACAGCACAGUGGUAACGGACGAGUGGAAGGCGUAUAAUCCUCUUCCCUCAGAAGGUUAUCUACAUUUCUCUGUUAACCACUCAAAGAACUUCAAGGACCCUACCACCGGACGGUACAGCAAUGCCAUUGAGGCAUACUGGAGUAGACUGAAAAGGAAACUCUACGACGAAGACCCUUUAUGUGGUCGAGCUGUGUGGGGUCACAUAGACGAAGUACAGUAUCUUCUUUGGUUUGACCUCAAUGCCAUGCCUUUGACAGAUGCCUGGGAACUGUUCCUGUCCCAUGCUGUGCUGACUUAUCCUAUUUAAAAGUGAUUUUGUUUUGUAAUAAACUGCCAUAAUACGAAUGUAUGCCGUAUAUUAAAGUGUACGUGCGUAACGAUGGAGAAGGUUGGGUAACAGCGACCAUCGUCCGGGUAACCUCCUGCGAUGUUCGUUACGCCAGCCCAUGUUAGGCCGUCGGGGAAAGUCCAAGUAGUGAGUGAAAGUAGGCCUGCAACCGCUGAUAUAGCCCGAAGGCGUUCGAGUCCACUGUUAAAGGUAUUAUUUCUAGGUAACGGAUUUUUUGGGUGCUAUCUCCCGAUUGUUACCCAAAGGCCUUCUCAAAUGUACGGUGUCAAGUAAAUCAGUAAAGCUGCGGAGUCUGUUUUCAUAAAGCAAUCGUCAGACUUAGUAAGACUCCCCCGGAUCGUCGGACAACUGAGAAUUCAUAGAAAAUCUAUCAACCUAAUCUGGAUCAAAUUUUUUUGGAGCUGAUUUUAAUACUUCUAUUGUUUUCGAAAUGCAGUAUGGGCAAACACACUGCUGUAGAUUAACACUGCACAGACAUGAAUGUAUUUUCGCUAGAGUAAAUAGGAUCAGAGAGGUGUGCUGACGAGGUUUUAAUUAUUCCUCUCGAUGUUGCCUACUUUUAGUUAAUUCGCCGAGCAUGGUCGCAAUGGGGUGUCAGGAUAAAAAAAACAUUUCAGCCGACAUUAUUUCCUACACAUAGUAAUGCAACUAUGCCGGCACAUGUGCAUUUAAUUAACUUCAGCAAUUUGGCCUAAGCUACUUUACCGUACAGGAGUUUACGGUAAUACUUAGGUACUUAAUGUACCAAAAAGAACAUUCAGUACUUGUCACCCGAAAGGCGCGGGAGAGCUUCCAAUGGAAACAGGACUACACGAAUGUGCUACUGUUUACACCUUUGUCUGCUAUUUGUUGGUAAAAAGCAGAAAGCCAAUAAAAGUGCUUGCAGCAGCUUGCACAAGAGUAACCAUGUUAACUGACGACGUGUAAGUGGGUAACCUUCAAUAUAAAAGGCCGCAACUGAUCAGGCAAAAAUGUUCUUCGCUAUUUGCUCUGUGGCUAAAGUGUGUCACACUUCUGAAAACAUUCUAAUGAAGAUUCUUGGCACCUUAACCCGUCAAAAUGAUAGGACAGACAUAUUAAUAAGACUAUGUAAAACGAGUCUGAAUAUAAGGUAGACAUUUUUCAGCAAUCAUAUUUCAACCCUAGACUAGCUGACAAUAUCCGGUGCCCAUUUUGUUGCACCUGUUAUAUUCACAACAGAUUUUUUCAUAGUCGUUCAGAGUGCUGCACGUUUUACAACCUUGUCCUUAUUCUUUUUCGUCAAGUCUAUGUAUAUCAACUUUAACGAUAGCUUCCACUACGGUUGCACUGAAAAAAACACGUGAUUAGCCCACACAGAAAUCUUCCUCACCUCCAGCCUUUUUUGUCUGCAGGCGCUGGUCACAUCGAGGGACCUAAUGGCGCGAAAAUUAGGAUUGGCUUAAUGCGACCAGUAAGUUAGCAGGGGAGGAGGCUAUCAAUAACUGCUACUCAACUGACGUAUGCGUGGAGUAUCUGAUUACAAAGAAACGGGCAAUAAAUGCAGGGCCUUAAAACAAUUCUCCAAAUUUCUCGAAAAGGAUUAUACGAAGAAAAUAAAGAUAACACAGCCAACAACAGGCUCACACUCAAGAAUAAGCAAGACGACUAGCAGGCAGUUGUGUCAGAAGUCUGGAUACAAAGAAACUACAACAUAUAGCAUAACGAGGAUAUAAUGUCUUCCAAAAUAUCUCCGUUUCGUAAUACGCCCGAUAUGCUGCAGAAGUGGCUGGCUGGGAACGAACAGGAUUUCGAUGACGCGAGUUGGCGCAGUCUCAGUCGUCAGAGUUCAGGUUCCAGAUUUCUUCGGCGUUUUCUCGUGCCCACCGCCUCUGCCUUGACUGUAUGUCUCGGCAGCCGAUGCUUCAGCGCAAAGCCUUGGCAUGGCAUCAAUCGAUAACUUGACUUUCGUCGAUUGGUACAGGACAAGCCUCGCUCUCUCCUUCACCCACUUGUCAUUUAUUCCUCCUCAGCACGCCGAACAUUGUUUUCAUGUUGUUUUACACUUAUUCAAUAAAGAGUACCAACUGCAUUCUCGCCCCAUGACAUAUGACUACAGUACCCUCCUACUGUCGUCCAUUGUACUCGACUUGAAGUUAUGCGUCAUUCCACAUAAUGUCAAACGAACCCCCACUUCGUCCGUCGCCAGUCGUGAACUCCGUAUUCUGGGUUCCCGAGCUCACGGAUAGACUCUUACGACGGAAACAACCGUUUCAUCACUAUAGGAAGUACAUGUAAUACAGUCCUUUAUAAUUGCUUAGCACACAAAGCGUCGUAUUGCACAUUUGUCGUUUUUAAUGAAAGUUGCAGUACUUUGAGAAAAUAGUCCUUUCCCAGCACCCGUUACUGAGGACCUUAAGGGCAUUUUUGAAUGCACUUAUGUUUUACUAUUUAGCGACUUUCGCAUGUGACGAAAGUAGUAGUCGAAGUCAUUUUUUGGCCGAUUGCUCAAAGCUCUGACCAAUCUCUAAAGUCACUGCAGGGUGUAGCCGAGGCUAUUGAAAUUUUGAGGGUAUACUAGAAAAGCGGAUGCCUUCAUGAUCUCUAUUUGCCCACAAUUGAAUUUACAGUGAGACACCGUAGCUGCCGAGCACCUAUUCGUCUCUUUCGAGGAUAGUCGUACUGCUUGCGUCUUAUCAUUACUUCGCAUGAUAUACUCGGAAAAUUCGUUAGUUUUCUUUCCAAGCCUCGGAGACAAGACGCCCCAGAGACGCUUCCCAUGUUUUUAAACGCACUGGCAUUUUCCAGUAUGUUCGUUUUGCAUAUACGUGAAAAGUAGGAUCGUCUGUAGAAGGCGCGGCCGACAAUAAUUGCACUUUUCUCCUCACGAUGUAGGCUAGCAUGUCAACCUCCUGAAAUUCAAGCAAUGUCUACCUUGUCCUAAAUUACUUGAAGAUUUUGGCCUCGAAAGAAAACUACCGCAAAUCCAUACGAAUCCUUCGGACGGACCAGGCUCAAACACACUGCCAUUGUGUAGGAUGAAAAUGAAACACCAGGAGCCUGCCAUGACAGCGGUUCAUAAACAACGCCUUCAGAUUAUAAGUUUGUAGUGUCAAUCGGGUUGGUAGUUUUUCGGACAGAGCAGACGACAUGCUGCCCAUGCAGCUGGUCAGUCCUAUCAAUACCUGAAGUGUGACGAUCUACGUAUUACUUCUGUCAUGGGUCAAAUUCUCCCAUCAUAAACCUUCGAUGUGCACAUACGCCUCAUCUGGGCAUCGCUCUUCGCAAUUCGGGCUCCUAAAGUUGUCACUUUCCGUUCUGUAUCCAAUACAACCGUAGGCAGCAGAUCAAGCUCCUGCCUCCUUGAGACUCUAAAAAGAGGAAACGGAAGUGCUCACAGUAUCGAGGAGUGUGUUUGGCUGACGUUUCGAAGAGCUUGGGAGGCUCUCCAUUAGCAAAGCGUUUAGUGCAAAAACCGAUCAGAAUUUUGAAUACGCAGCCUGAACCGGAACUUUGAAAAGAGGCCUUUUGACUGCUAAGAUAGCUGGAGAUGAGUGCAGUGAUAGAUGGACUUAAUAACACCUGGUGGGUUUGCCAAAACAUCCCAAGCAAUGAAAGGCCCUAUCCACUAGGACCCUUAGGCUCGGUUCCGGAUAGAAUAAGGGGGGAGGGACCCCAGCCGUGAGUGGAUGGUCCUCCGUACAGAACAAAUGAAGAAUAGGUUGGGGCAUUUCAGCAGCCAGAUGAAGGAGCGCAUCCGGCUUCGCCGGUGCAGACGUCCGAGCAUCGCCCGGCAUACGUGCGGUUUCCUUGAAGGAAGGCGUGUCCACGUCGGUCUUGAAGUCGACUGGUCAGUUUGGAUAGCUAAGAUUGGCCGAAAACCAGACACCCUCCCAGUUUCAGGGAAUGGUCUGAGAUAGUGGGAACACCAAACAUGGCCUCAGAAUGUAAUUGCGCGCUUGUACGCUAGGGGAAGUGUCUCAGUGAGCGUCCGGGGUAAGGUCACUACAAGCUCUUCUACCUACCAUAUCGGACUGACAUGUAAAAGCUCACCGUUGAGGAGCGCAUCGUCGAUGCUGUAGGAGCUCACCUAACUAGUUUUCCUGUCCAAAGACGUAGAAGCCCAGACAUGCCGACGGCCUUGUGGCCGGCAUCCUGAGUAAUUCGUUUAAGUGUAACCAGAAAUGACCUUGAAAACGCUCGCAUUUUCCCGCGAAAGCUUUUUCUCUGUAUGUGGACGACGACGGACCUUUGCGAAAGAUUUUUCCUUUCCGGGCGGAUAAUAUUGAAACAGGGAGUUUGUCAGCUUCGGUCUCGCUUCAAGAUCAUUACGAUGCGCAAACUCAGCACUGAGACCAGUCAAAAAGUUCUUGGUACUACUACUGCCACAAAUACCACUAUACUACUACUACUACUACUACUACUACUACUACUACUACUACUACUACUACUACUACUACUACUACUACUACUACUACUACUACUACUACUACUACUACUACUACUACUACUACUGCUAUUACUACUACUACUACUACUACUACUACUACUAUUACUACUACUACUACUACUACUACUACUACUACUACUACUACUAA